Molecule: messenger RNA, 417 nt
Organism: Dracunculus medinensis (Guinea worm)
Lineage: Eukaryota; Metazoa; Nematoda; Chromadorea; Rhabditida; Dracunculidae
Source: the annotation of a GenBank genome assembly
AUGCAAAUCUUGGAAGAUAUUGGCAUAGAAGAUGCAUCAGUAGCUGACUGUGUUCAUGUGGCUUAUGUAUGUUCUCUUGUUAGUAAACGAGCAGCUUAUUUAUGUGCAGCUGGAAUCGCUACAAUACUGAAGCGCAUGAGCAAACCGUAUGUUACGAUUGGUGUCGACGGAUCCUUAUAUCGAUUUCAUCCAAAAGUGCCACGUUUGAUUGAUCGGAAAAUUGAUGAGCUACUUCCACCUGAUUUGGAGUAUCAGCUAAUGCUAUCGGCUGAUGGAAGCGGCCGAGGUGCAGCACUAGUUGCAGCCGUUGCGACAAGAAUUAAGCAAGAAUUACAGAACACUCUUUUGCACGAAGUUCCAUCAAUUCCAGGUAGUGUGGAAGUUGUUGACGGUGAUGCACUGGAAUUUCAUCAUUAA